Meloidogyne enterolobii is the source of this 1017-nucleotide messenger RNA. NCBI's taxonomy places the organism in Eukaryota, Metazoa, Nematoda, Chromadorea, Rhabditida, Meloidogynidae. The record is from the annotation of a GenBank genome assembly.
AUGGGAGAUAAAGAAAAGUUUGUUACUAAACUUGAAGAGAAAAAUUUGUCUUUAGAGAAUGAAAUUAAUAAGAAAAUUCACAAACUAAAUUCUGAUCAUGAGAAUGAAAUAAAAGAAUUAAAACAAACAUUUAAACAAUUAAUUGAUGAUAAAAUAAAAGAAAUUGAAGAUAAAUUUUUGGAAGAGAAGGGAAGAAAUGAAAAUGAGAAGAAAAUAAUUGAGGAGAAAAAUGGGUGUUUAGAAAAUGACAUGAAAAUUUUAAAAGAAGAAUUACAGCAAUUAAUUGAUGAAAAAAUUAAAGAAAAUACUAAUCAAAUUUCUGAUUUAAAUCAAAUUAUUGAACAAAAAGAUGAAAAAAUUAUUUCUUUGGAAGAAAAAUUUAAUCAGGUAUUGGAAAGUAGUUAAUUCUUAAGGCUGUCGGCGUGGCCACAUCAGUCCGGUCUAUGAAGAUGUAGAGAAAGAAUGGGAAUCUUUCUUCUCUAAUUAGGGUAGGUCUUAAAAAGGGUAGUCUGAAUCCAGCGACAGAGAGAUUGGGAAUAUUCUCUCUAAGGUUAAAACAAAAUAAAUUCUUUUCCAGACAAAGUUUAUUUAUUCACAAAUAAAAUAUAUUAAAGUAAGGUAGGCUUAAAAUUGCUAAUGUGAAGCAAGGAAAGGAAUAAUUGGUAAUAGGAAGAAUAAUGUAAACUGAACAUACGACUGAUCGGUAAUAGGAAAAGGAAUGUAAACUGAACAACUGAACGAAAAAUAGGAAAAGCGAAUAAGCAUAUAUACAAAGAAAUAUGGACACAGGAAAGAAAAUAUACAAGCUAAAGUUUAUGUUGAUAGAAAAGGCUGGGAAAAUUCUUUAGAUCUACAUAUUUAGAUAAGGAGUACAAAAUAAAAUGAUUUUAUGGAAAAUAAAUAAAAUUUAUGAGAAAAAUAAAAGUUAUAUUUCCGACUUCGCGAGACCCGUCGCGACAAAGAUGCUGGUUCAAUCCUAGCCGCCUAAUACUCUUUAAUACUAGCUGAAGGAGUUGA